UCCCCCAUUGUCCACAGCCCAGCUCUCUCUUUUUGCUGCUCCUCUGUUACUAUACCUCAACUUCUCAUUCCUCGUCGCCCGGUUCAGCUGCCAUGGCGGUUCAUGGCUUCACUUUCAGCAUCUCAUGGACGCUGUUGAUGUUGAUUUUACUAGGAGCGCAUGAAGCCACGAGGUUAGACAGUUGGCAGUCGGUGGUUCAAUUGCCGACUGGGUCGGAUGAACCGGUGGAUGUUGACAGAGAAGUUGGCACUCGGUGGGCGGUUCUGGUGGCGGGUUCAUCUGGCUAUGGAAAUUACAGGCAUCAAGCAGAUGUGUGCCACGCGUACCAGUUGCUUAGAAAGGGAGGGCUGAAGGAAGAGAACAUAGUGGUGUUCAUGUAUGAUGACAUAGCUAUGAACGCGUUGAAUCCCAGGCCUGGAGUCAUCAUCAACAAUCCUCAGGGGCCAGAUGUAUAUGCUGGCGUCCCCAAGGAUUACACAGGAGAGAAUGUGACAGCAGAGAACCUGUAUGCAGUAAUUCUUGGCGAUAAGAGUAAAGUGAAGGGUGGAAAUGGUAAGGUGAUCAACAGUCAGCCCAAUGACAGGAUUUUCAUCUAUUACUCUGAUCAUGGAGGUCCCGGUGUUCUGGGGAUGCCAAACCCGCCGUAUAUUUAUGCUAAGGAUUUCAUUGAUGUUUUGAAGAAGAAACAUGCAUCUGGUGGUUACAAGGAGAUGGUUAUAUAUGUGGAAGCUUGUGAAAGUGGGAGCUUAUUUGAGGGUGUAAUGCCCACAGAUCUGAAUGUGUAUGUAACAACCGCAUCGAACGCAGAAGAAAGUAGCUUCGGAACAUACUGUCCUGGGAUGGAACCUCAUCCGCCUCCAGAAUACAUCACUUGCCUUGGGGAUUUGUAUAGCGUUGCUUGGAUGGAGGACAGUGAGACUCACAAUCUGAAGAGAGAAACUAUAGAGCAACAAUAUGAGACGGUUAAGAGGCGGACUUCCAAUUCUAACAACUUUGCGCUUGGUUCCCACGUGAUGGAGUAUGGGGACAGCAGGAUCAAGCCUGAAAAGCUUUAUAUGUAUCAAGGUUUUGAUCCUGCGACCGUCAACUUCCCUCCCGGCAACGUCAGGUUAAGAGCGCAAAUGGAAGUCGUUAACCAGAGAGACGCGGAUAUUUUCUUCAUGUGGCAGAUGUAUAAGAGAACCGGAAAUGAAGCAGGAAAGAAGGCGAUGAUUCUGAAGCAGAUUACAGAGACGGUGAAGCACAGAAAGCAUUUAGAUGGUAGUGUGGAAUUGAUCGGAACGUUUCUAUUUGGACCGGCAAAAGGUUCCUCUGUUUUAAACUCAGUCAGACCAUCCGGGUUGCCCCUGGUGGAUGAUUGGAAGUGCCUAAAAUCAAUGGUGCGGGUGUUCGAAACUCACUGUGGGUCGCUGGCUCAGUAUGGCAUGAAACACAUGCGUGCGUUCGCCAAUAUUUGCAACAAAGGCGUUUCUGAGGCCUCCCUGGAGGAAGCUUGCAUGGCGGCCUGCACUGGCCACGAUAGGCUCUGGCCUCCAUCCAAUAGGGGUUACAGUGCUUGAUCUUUUUGGCUCUUCUCAAUUGCUGCCAUCAUCCUUGUUUUGUGGAUUGUAGUCUUUAUGAACAAUUGUGUUUUGUUUCUCUGCAAUUUCUAAUUUGAGGUAGCUAAAUAAAUAUCCUUCAUAGUUUUAUAGAUAACACCAGGCAAACCAGUAGCCCUCAAAUGUCAGAUUUAGGGCAUACAGUAUUGUCGUUGACCUUAAUGUGCAUAUAUAGAUGUGCUGCUAUAUAUUUCACACUUGGAGGGAAAUAAUUUGUACCACGACAAUUGAUUUUAAAUGACAAGAAGUAAUGUCGAAUGAUAGCGAACUGGUGCAGUUCUA
Molecule: messenger RNA, 1880 nt
Organism: Prosopis cineraria
Lineage: Eukaryota; Viridiplantae; Streptophyta; Magnoliopsida; Fabales; Fabaceae
Product: legumain-like
Exons: 9
Coding region: 93-1559 (488 amino acids)
Biological process (GO): vacuolar protein processing
Molecular function (GO): cysteine-type endopeptidase activity
Source: RefSeq, a predicted model, not a curated record